Messenger RNA from Cordyceps fumosorosea ARSEF 2679, 1875 nucleotides. Its product is annotated as raffinose synthase Sip1. Bases 1 to 1875 code for a protein of 624 amino acids. The record is from RefSeq and is a predicted model, not a curated record. The transcript has 5 exons. NCBI's taxonomy places the organism in Eukaryota, Fungi, Ascomycota, Sordariomycetes, Hypocreales, Cordycipitaceae.
AUGUCAGGGGUUGACGACGUCUUGACUUUGUUCCGCAGCACAGAUUCGAACUCUAUUACUCUUCGUGGUCGUAACGAUGCUGCUGUGGAACGAGACCUCAUGGUCCUGGUCUCGUCAGGUUACGACGUUGACAAAACCAUGGCCGCCGUGAUAUACCAUGCUAGGAGUCUGAUCUGGAAAUAUUCUCAAGUCGGAACCCCACCAGUACAGUUGAAUAACAGCAGCGAUUUCAAGGCGCAGUGGCGUGAGAGUUGGUAUGAUGGACUGGGAUAUUGCACUUGGAACUCUCUCGGGCAGAAUCUGGCAGAGGAGAAAAUACUCUAUGCCCUGGAUCGGCUCGAGGAAAGUGGGAUCAGCAUUUCGAAUCUCAUCAUCGACGAUAAUUGGCAGUCUAUUGACGCACCGAACGAAGGCGGCGCUCAGCCUGGCUGGCUUGACUUUGAAGCGAAUCCAGCCGGAUUCCCCGAUGGUCUCAAAGGCGUCGUCUCCAAGAUACGCCGCACGCACCGCAGCAUCGAGCACGUCUUUGUCUGGCACGCCCUGCUCGGCUACUGGGGCGGCAUCUCCCCGCGCGGCUCCAUCGCGCAAGCGUACGACACCAUCCGCGUCGACCGCGAGGACACCCGGGCCGGCAUGACUGUCGUCGCCCACGACGACAUCUCUCGCUUCUACGACGACUUCUACACCUUCCUGAUCCGCAGCGGCGUCGACGGCGUCAAGACGGACGCGCAGUGCGCGCUCGACGCCGUGGCCGGCGCCCCCACCCGCCGCGCCCUCACAAACGCCUACCUCGACAAGUGGUCCGUCGCCUCGCUGCGGCACUUUGGCGUCGCUAGCAUCGCCUGCAUGGCGCAGUUCCCGCAGGCGCUCUUCCACGCGCUGCUGCCGCGGACGCGCCCGCCGGUCGUGGCGCGCACCUCGGACGACUUCGUCCCCGACGGCCCGGCAUCGGCGCACCGCUGGCACGUCUGGGCCAACGCGCACAACGGCCUGCUCGCGCAGUAUCUCAACGUGGUGCCGGACUGGGACAUGUUCCAGACGGCGCACCCGUUUGCGCACUUCCACGCGGCCGCGCGCUGCCUGAGCGGCGGGCCGCUGUACAUCACCGACGUGCCCGGGCAGCACGACCCGGCGCUGCUGAGGCGCUGCACCGCUCGUACAACCUUGGGCAAGACCAUCGUUUUGAGACCGAGCGUCGUUGGCAUCGCGCUGGAUCCGUACCUGGAUUUUGAUUCCGGGGCGCUGCUCAAGAUUGGCAGCUUCCACGGUUCCGGCAGCGGCGGUGUCUCCCUCACCGGCGUCUUCCAGACCUCCGACUUGCGCCGCCCAAUCCUCGCCCCGCUGUCCUCCUCCUUCCGCGGCCUCCUUCCUUCCACCUCCUACGUCGUGCGCGCCUACACGACCGGACGCGUGUCUCCUCCCCUGACGAACCUCGACGAGGCGUCUCUCCUCCUGACGCCGAGCGCGGACUGGGGAUACGAGAUCUACGCCGCGCACAAGCUCACCCGUUGCCGCCGGGACGGCGAGGCGGCGAUGCUGUGCGUGGCGAGCCUCGGGCUGGUGGACAAGAUGACGGGCGCCGCGGCGAUCGAGGCGAGCCACGUCGAGGUCGGCCGCCGCAAGGUGUCGGUCACGACGAAGCUCAGAGCUCUGGGCGUCUUUGGCGUGUACAUCUCCGAGCUGCCGAGGCUGACGAUUGGCGACAAUUUCAUGGUGACCAUCUUUGGCCACCCGGUGCCGCGACACACGGUGCGCGUGUCGCCGGCGGCCGAAUCGGUCCUCGAGGUCGACGUGCAGACGGCGUGGACGGAGCUGGGACUUGACAGUGGCUGGAGCAACGAGUUGGAGGUUACGGUCAACAUACUUAGAGCUUGA